AUGAGCAUCAACAGCUUGGAAGACCAGAGGUUGAAAGGGUUACAGUAUCUGGCCGCGGUAGGAGAUGUCGAUAAAUUAUUUUCAGAACUCACAAAGGAUCUAUAUGUUUUGGAGGAUAUUGAAAAGAUACCAUUAGUGACUACUCCCUUACACACAGCUGUAAGCCAAGGAAAGAUCCGUUUCGCUAAGGAAAUAGUAAACUUAAAGCCAUCAUUUGCUUGGAAGCGAGACGAACGAGGGCUUAGCCCCCUCCAUUUGGCUUUGGAAGGGAAGCACCUGCAGGAAGGGCAGGAUCCUCGUGAUCCAGAUUUGGAGCGGGAGUACCAGGAACUUAUAACUUGGUUGAUUAAACAUGACAGUGGGCUUGUCCGUGUUAAAGCAAUGGGGUUGGUUACUCCUUUGCACUAUGCAGCUCAAGUGGACGACGAAUCCAGCUUAGCUGAGUUUUUGCAUGUUUCUCCAUCAUCAAUCGAAGAUUUGACUGUUAAAUCUGAAACUGCUGUCCAUGUCGCCAUAAAAAACGGGAGCUUCAAAGCCUUUAAAGUCUUGUUAGGAUGGCUUCGACGCGUCUACAAACUGGAGAUCCUGAGCAGGGAGGACGAAGAAGGAAACAAUGCAUUGCAUACUGUCUGCAAGUAA
Messenger RNA from Mangifera indica (mango), 639 nucleotides. RefSeq names its product ankyrin repeat-containing protein BDA1-like. Lineage: Eukaryota; Viridiplantae; Streptophyta; Magnoliopsida; Sapindales; Anacardiaceae. The transcript has a single exon. Gene Ontology annotation, molecular function: protein binding. The coding region runs from base 1 to 639 and encodes 212 amino acids. The record is from RefSeq and is a predicted model, not a curated record.